Dryobates pubescens (Downy woodpecker) is the source of this 1722-nucleotide messenger RNA. RefSeq names its product SWI/SNF related, matrix associated, actin dependent regulator of chromatin, subfamily e, member 1 (gene SMARCE1). Gene Ontology annotation, molecular function: nucleosomal DNA binding; nuclear receptor binding. The transcript has 11 exons. The coding region runs from base 150 to 1388 and encodes 412 amino acids. Gene Ontology annotation, cellular component: SWI/SNF complex. Lineage: Eukaryota; Metazoa; Chordata; Aves; Piciformes; Picidae. The record is from RefSeq and is a predicted model, not a curated record. Gene Ontology annotation, biological process: negative regulation of DNA-templated transcription.
CGGCGGGGCGAGGCCGGCGGCGGCCGUGUGGAAAGUGCGGAGCGCGGCGCGCAGGCGCCCUGCGGCCUGCCGCCGAACAAAGGAGCGCGGCCGGCGCCGGAGCGGAAGCACAAAUAUAAUGUCAGGUGGCUGAAAAUUUGCCUAGCAAAAUGUCAAAGAGGCCAUCCUAUGCCCCACCUCCCACCCCAGCUCCUGCAACCCAAAUGCCCAGCACCCCAGGGUUUGUGGGAUACAAUCCAUACAGCCAUCUGGCCUACAACAACUACAGGCUGGGAGGGAACCCUGGCACCAACAGCCGGGUCACGGCUUCCUCUGGCAUCACCAUCCCCAAGCCCCCCAAGCCCCCAGACAAGCCCCUGAUGCCCUACAUGAGGUACAGCCGGAAGGUCUGGGACCAAGUGAAGGCGUCCAACCCUGAUUUGAAGUUAUGGGAAAUUGGCAAGAUAAUUGGAGGAAUGUGGCGAGAUCUCACUGAUGAAGAGAAGCAAGAGUAUUUGAAUGAAUAUGAAGCUGAAAAGAUCGAGUACAACGAGUCCAUGAAGGCCUACCACAACUCCCCUGCCUACCUGGCCUACAUCAACGCCAAGAGCCGCGCCGAGGCCGCGCUGGAGGAGGAGAGCCGCCAGCGGCAGUCCCGCAUGGAGAAGGGAGAGCCCUACAUGAGCAUCCAGCCAGCAGAGGACCCUGAUGACUAUGAUGAUGGCUUCUCCAUGAAGCACACGGCCACGGCUCGCUUCCAGCGCAACCACCGCCUGAUCAGCGAGAUCCUCAGCGAGAGCGUGGUGCCCGACGUGCGCUCCGUCGUCACCACCGCGCGCAUGCAGGUGCUCAAGCGCCAGGUCCAGUCCCUCAUGGUGCACCAGCGCAAGCUGGAGGCUGAGCUGCUGCAGAUCGAGGAGCGGCACCAGGAGAAGAAGAGGAAGUUCCUGGAGAGCACAGAGUCCUUCAACAACGAGCUCAAAAGGCUGUGCAGCCUGAAGGUGGAAGUGGAUAUGGAAAAAAUUGCAGCUGAGAUUGCCCAGGCUGAGGAACAGGCAAGGAAGAGGCAGGAGGAGAGGGAGAAGGAAGCAGCUGAGCAAGCAGAGCGCAGCCAGAGCAGCACAGCAGCUGAGGAGGAGCAGGCAGCUGCCAAGAUGGAGGAGAAGAAGGAAGAGGAGAGUGCCCCAAUGGAGACAGAAGAGCCUCAGCCAGAGGAGAGCACAGAGAGCCAGCAGAACGGUGAGGAGGGAACCUCCACCCCAGAAGACAAAGAGAGUGGCCAGGAGGGGGCUGACAGCACUGCAGAGGAGGGCACCAGUGACAGCAACACUGGCUCAGAGAGCAACAGUGCCACUGUGGAGGAGCCUCCUGCAGACCCCAGCACUGAGGACACUGAGAAGAAAGAAUAAACCAUGACUCCUGCCUGUGUCUGUCUGCAGUGAAACUCUGCUCUGACUUCCCUCCCUGCCUCUGCCUCUCCCCCUGCCAGGCUGCCAGCAGGGAGCUCUCAGAGCAGAGCAAACCUCUGGUGCCUGAGCAGAGCUGGUGCAGCACAGGGAGGCCCUGGGGUGAGAAUCCUUUCCCCAAGUCCCUGCUGUUCUUCACCAUUCUCCUCCCUCCCUUGCUGCUGAGCUGCCCUGGAGCAGCCUCAGGCAGAGCUGUGGCCAAGCUGAAAGCAGGAGAGGUCUGAGCCUGUGCUGUCUGAGCAGGCAGCCCCUGGUGUGCUGCAGGGGCUUUGCUUGG